This is a messenger RNA of Coregonus sp. 'balchen', 8681 nucleotides long. NCBI's taxonomy places the organism in Eukaryota, Metazoa, Chordata, Actinopteri, Salmoniformes, Salmonidae. The record is from the annotation of a GenBank genome assembly.
AUGUUGAUGCAAGGGGAUACAAGGGUCAGGAUGCUUCUGGCUGUUCUGUCAUUACACCGAAUGCAAGUGUCAAUUCUGGUGCAGCAUCUUUCACUGUUAAAAGCCAUGAGCUCCAAUUAAGUCUGGCAUUGAACAACCAAGGUAUACCUGACUACAUCAACAAGCCUGUACUGUUACCAAUGGGAUGUUCUUCAAGGUCUACUUCCACUUCCACCACACCCAAAGAAUUAUUACUUUCUCAAGGGAAAGUGUUUGAAAGGGAUGUCCCUUUUUCACAUAUGGAGAACAUAAAGAAACAAACAGGUCCUGAGAUAUAUCAUCCUCAUCAUACCUGUCUUGGUAAUAACGAUAAACAAACUGUCAACCAGUGUGGUUCACCUGAGCAAACCCUGAAACCUAGUGCUCUACAACCUCUCCAGAACUGCCCAGGAACAGUGUCCUCAGUGACUACACCACCAAAUAAGGCCUUUGCACAUGCAAGGGACUUCAUAAUGGAUUCAGAAUAUGAGGUUCAAGGCAAAAGCAAGAACCAAUGCAAAUUGACCUCAACGGGUGCAAGUGGACAGCUUUACUUAAAUGAUCGUCAUCAGCAUGCAGCUGUAGAUUCACUCUCUGACAAAAGCGGACAUCAAUGUAGACCAGAAAACAUUGAGAAGCACCACAACAGUCAACCACUCUCAAAUAAUGUAUGUGAAUCACAGAAGCCAGAGGAGAAAGGCAGAAAUCACAUUGAGGUCAGAAAAGAGCUCCAAAAAGACACUCCCUAUUCCACAAAUCUGAGUCAGGAACUACCACAGUCAAAGUGCUCACUGAGUCAGGAAGUACAACAGGCAAAGUGCUCACUGAGUCAGGAAGUACAACAGUCAAAGUACUCACUGAGUCAGGAAGUACAACAGUCAAAGUGCUCACUGAGUCAGGAAGUACAACAGUCAAAGUGCUCACUGAGUCAGGAAGUACAACAGUCAAAGUGUUCACUGAGUCAGGAAGUACAACAGUCAAAGUGCUCACUGAGUCAGGAAGUACCACAGUCAAAAUGCUCAUCUGAAACUCAUGUAGACAAAUUUCAUAAGACUUGUGUGACCGUUGAUCCUGAUCCUAAAAAGAAACAUCCCAGUGUAAAACACAAAAAAUGCCACUUUGAAAAAUGGCUGAAGGCUCAGUGCAAUGUGAGCAACUUUGCCUCUGACAAUACCAAAGAUUGCCAAAUGGCUCAAAAUGAAGAAGGGUCAAUGACUGAUGGACCACUGGCAAAAUCUCCUGUAACCUUGUUUGACGUACCAAGUAGAAUAAAUAGUAUUGGAUCUUCAUCCCAAAUAACACAUGGAAGUAGUGAUGCUAAUAUGAAGAUAUUGGGUGACAUUUGCAGAGAUAUCAUGUCCAGAGAGGGAAAUACCAAAACAUCUAAUUACAGGCAACCCCAUCAGUUCAGUGGCAGUAGUGUUGUUCACUGCAAAAAGGGAAAAUCCAAGAGGUUCAGAAGGUCCAAAGCCCAGGCACCUCCUAGCCCAUCCUCUGACUCCACACUCAAGUCUUCCUCAGACGAAGAAGAGAAAAUCCCUCCCAGGUUGCAUCGAAACAGGUCUUCAUCAACAAGAAUUAAGUCAGGAACUCAAACUAAUGGGAAACUAGAGGAGAUCAUUCAAUGCAAUGGUGCCGCAAUUUCUCCAGUCAAAAGACAAUCACCACAGUCAAAAGACAAUCAGACUAUGGAAGCUUGUACUGCCCGGACCCCAUGUAAAUAUGAUGGUAAAGCUGGAGUUGGCAUCGGUUUGAGUCAGAAAGAACACAGCCCCAAUGGACAAUCAGCACAUGCUCUUGCAAUGGAGAAAAUGACCAAUCGGGAGAAAAUCAUGUCUUCCAGUAUCAAAGAAACUGAGAUGUCACACUACACACCAAAGACUCAGGAUUCUCCAAUGCAUUUUGCCUCCAUCGACAUCAAUCCCUUUGCUCCUCAAUGGCAAGAAGAAGAGCCAAACCAAAGCUGCUACAAGAACCAGGUAUUUGGAAGUGCUGCAUUUGGAAGUGCUGCAUUUGGAAGUGCUACAUUUGGAAGUGCUGCAUUUGGAAGUGCUGCAUUUGGAAGUGCUGCUGACAUUUCUUGCAAAUCACCCCUGCUGGAUGCCACUGACAAACGCAUCACUAGAUGCCACAGUGUCGACAAUGGUUUAAACGUGCAGAACUCUCCUUUCAACUCCCACCUGAGCACUUACGCCAACAACAAGGGACUCUCCAGCACCCUGAGCAGCAUGGAGGAACAUUUCAAAGAUCAAAUGUCCCCCAACGCCCAUCUGAAAGGACGUACUAACCAAGUCUCUGGUGUUGACGAUCACAAUUAUCAACUGACCCAGAGCAUGAGCUGGAUCUCAUCUUCUUGCUACGAUGUAUCUGGAGAUCUUGGUAACAGCACUGGCCAGGUGGAUGAGAUCAUGUUGGUUUAUGACUCUUCAGAGCAGGAGUCUCAGGGUAAUGGGUUUCAAAGGUCUGAAACACACACCACAUGUGACCACAGCACCCAGACAACCUUGACUCAAGAAACCAUGACUCAGACAACGAUCAACCAUGGUGAUCUACAGAGGAGAAACAACCGUCUCAGAAAGAGCAGCACUCAGGUACCAGUGUCUCAGAAAACCACAGAGGCCUGUAGAGAGACCAGCACAUGGGCCAGCCUUCAGAACAUGUCUGAGCAUCUCUCACAGCUGAUAGUCAACACCUCUGAUCUUCUGGGGAAUGUUCAGGGUAUGAGGUCUGGUGAUAGCCUCAAACAUAGCCUGACAGGAAAUGUUAAAUCUUCAUCUCAUCUGUACUCCUCCAAAGAUUGGACAAAGAGAGACUGCUCAACCCAAACUGCAGUAGAUAUUGGGAUCCAGACCGAAAGGACUUCAACACCCGUUCAAGACAAAAUGUCUAUACACCAAACUCUGUCCACAGAGAGAUCCAAAGCCCAUGAAGUUAAUGUGAUAGUCAAAGUGAUUGGCUCAGAAGUUCUCAAUGUGUCACAAGAGAAGGGGCUUCCCCUUCAACAUCAACUCAAGAACAAGCCCAAUGAUAAUAUUCAGAGCAUGCCUGACCUGCGACUCAAUGGCUCCACUGUUAACCAAAGAUCUAUCUUGGAACCAGAGAGUCUCCUGCACAAAGUCCCUUCCAUGGAGACUGUCCAACGUCACAAUCAUUCAAAUCCUCCCAUUCGUCAUAGAAGCAAUGAGGACUGCCAACCUGAAAGAGUGUCCUCCUCCAAAAGCAUGGGAGUCUCUGAAGUCUGCAAUCAUUUGUCAGAAAUACUCAGACCAGAAAGCCAGAAUGUCUUGAGAAGGAGUGACCCAGGAAUAGGCUAUAGAAAACAAGUGAGCUUCACAGACCGUGCAUGCUCACCCAUUCUCACUGUGGGUCCCAGGGCUGGUUCCAACCAGAGCAGAAUAAUGUAUUUACAGAGUCUCAAAGAAGAACAGAAGUUUGAGAUGCAAAAUAGAAGUAAAGAACACAUUUCGGACCGAAAGGAGUGCCAGUCCACACCUUGUUUAAGUUACAGCGGACAGAAAACAUGCAUGUCUUUCACAAAGAAUGAUAAGAUAUCAGGACAUGACUCCCUUCAUCUGUCUGAGAAGCCUUGUGAUAACUCCACCACAAAAUCUAUGGGAUUGAUAUCCCUGGAGAAUGUGAGUGCCGUCAGCCAUUCAAGCCCAAACGGGUCUGAUCGAAACUCAGAAAGUCUUAGUUCGCCCAUUGAUGAAUACAUCCACAAGGAAACCAGCAUUGUCAUCCACGAAGAAGAAAGGGAAAUGAGUGUAUGGCACAAAACCAGCCAAAGUCCAAGAUGGUCCCUUCCUUCUGUUCUAAGCAGUAAUGGAGUCACUAUGCAGAACCACACCUCUCUCAUCUUUAGUCAGACUGGUGAGUCCAAACAGGAGGAGAAAUCAAUCUCUACUUUUGGAGAUCAACUAAGCUACAGGAGACAUUCAAUAGAUUACCACAACAGUAGAUCAUCAGAGCGUCCAGUGGAGCACUUCACUGGUGCUUAUGAACAUUCCCCUAUCAGUGACAACACCAUCCAUGUUCAGGAGGAUGACAUGGUGUCAUUGUCCCCAAGUGAGUGCAACACAGACAUCCUAGUGAACACCAACCCAGUCACCCACACUUCCAACUUCCAACACCAACACUCCCCACAGCAGCUAGAUCACCAGCGGCUCCCUGAGGACCUACCUGUGCACAACAAGUUCACCAACUGGUCUGGUAUCAGCCAGCAUCCCUCUGAGAUAAGACGGACCAAUAGUUUAAUGAAACCAGCCAUGUAUCUACCCACUGGUCAUGAAGCACAGAGGAACCAUCCAGAGUGGGCUGAGCUGGAGAGCCAGGAGUCAAAGUCCAGCUUGAGUCCAAAGUCCAUGUUCCAUAAGGACAAGAAGACAAGGGAGAUAGAGAGACUGCGUAAGGAGCGAGAGCAGAUCAUGGCUACGGUUCAACUGAACAUGAACCCUCAUCAUCUGACCGUGGAGCUGACUGAAGCCAAGCUGCACUGUGGUCUGGGAGAGACGGACACGCAGUUAAAGUUGUUGACAUCUGGAGGAACCAAGGAGGAGGAACCGUCCCCUGUCCAUACCAAACAGCAGCUCUAUGACCGGUAAGGCUAAAUGGCCCUAAAGAUGUGAUUGUGUUGAUAUUAUGAUGUAAUUAGAUCAAUUUAAAAUGGUAGGUUUAUAAAAUGUAAAUUUUUCCAUAUGUUCCUCUUGUAUCAGGCACCGGAGGAGCAUUGAGAGUUUGAGGAAGGAGAGGGAAGCUCAGCUUCAGACCAGCCGUAGGACUCGCAGCCUUAGCCCCAGCAAGCACCACUCCACCCGGUCCCCUCCUCAACCCAGAUCCCCUCCUCAAAAAGCCUCCAGAGUUUCAGCCCUGCCCAUUCGUCGCAGAGACUACCUUCAACAGUUCCGACAGGAGGUAGUGACAAGCAGCAUGUAAGACACUCCACAAUAAGUCACAUUUUUGUUUUGAUUAUUUCUACUUUGCUCAACAGUUUUCCAUGUCCAAUUCUCACAUUUUGUGACAAAUAUUAUUCUAAAAAGGACUAUAUACAGUUAUUGAUUGAUUGAUUAAUAAAUUGAUUGAUUGUAAAUCUGCCUUGUCUUUCCCCAGGAUCCCAGAUCCACCCAGAGGAGAGGGUGAAUAUCCCUCUGAGAUAGAGCAGCUUCUGCGUGACUAUGGCCGUGCCCGUGAGGAGGCCAUGACUGAGAUAGCCCGUGCACGGGAACGGCUCCGCAAGAGGACAGAGCAGGAGAAGAGACGACUCCAGCAACAGGCUCUGUCUCAGAUGGUAAAGGUUAGUCACAGCAAGAAGUCAACGUUUCACAGUUGAAAGCCCAAGAUGUAUUCAGCAUAUUUUGUCCAUGGAUUUGUAUUACUUUUUAAAAUCCCGUCACCUCCCAUUCACUAGAAGGCGGAGCUCUUUUUCAUGGAUCCAGCUCGAAGGACCAUGAAAGAAAACUCCACCUCAUAGUCAGAGACUUAGGUUGUCCUCUGAUCAGUUGCUGUUUUCCUAAAACGUAUCUUUCUCUCUUCUUCUCUGUCAACUGAUAAUUUAUUCACAUUUAGGAUGACUUGCAGUAUCGGAACAGAGUCAGCAGCAGUACACUGUGCACUGGGUCGAGUCUGAGCCUAUCCUCUGGACCAACCUCUGGCUACAACAGUGGUAACACAGCUCAGCUGAAGGAUGGCAGUAGACCCUCACUGACACUGCAGGUACUGUACUAGUCUUUGAAGAUGUUCUUUGCUGCUUUCUUAAGCCCAGGGACUGCACUUGAAAACUAGCCAGCUGGCUAAAACAGGCACAUUUACAGUAAUGAUGAUUAAUUUGCACUGUCCCUGAAAUAAUACAUUCAAUAAAGUAAAGUAAAGCCUAAUUGCUGGUUUAUAGUUCAUUUGACAACAGGUCUAUAGAGCACAACACACUUAGAAAAAAGGGUUCCAAAAGGGUUCUUCCGCUUUCCCUAUAGCAGAACCCUUUUUGGUUCUACCUGGAACUGAAAGGGUUCUACCUGGAACCAAAAAGGGUUCUUCAAAUGAUUCUCCUAUGGGGACAGCCGAAGAACCCUUUUAGGUUUUAGAUGGCACCUUUUUUUCUAAGUGUGUAGAAUAUCAUAUAUAUCUAUGGACAGUCGGUAGACUUACUGUAAACGAAGCUUAAGGGUGUUGAAACUUACAGCAAACUAUAUUCACUGUGGUGCAAUGCAUCAGAUUAUUGUUUAUUCAGUGUGUCAAUGUGUUUGUAUCCAUCCCUAUUCAAAUAAACCAGGAAUAAUUAAACAGCCCUAAUGAAUAAUCUGUGUUGUUUUUGUCUGGUGCCAGGUCACUGGGGUGCUGGGUGAAGGGCUGAAUGAGCUGAAGGUCAGGUCUCGCCCUCCCAUCUGCAGUUCUGAGAGUGUGAAAACCCAGCGUGCCUGGCUCUCUGCCCAGGGUAAGGACUGACUCACCACCACCAGCCAGCAACCACUCUCCACAUCCUCAUCUUCAUCACACACUCAACUGACUCCAAAUGGCUGUUAUUUAGUCAGUACAGGAUCACUAUGAAACAAUCAUAAGACAUUAAAAGGGGGGGGGGGGGGGGGGGGGGGGGGGGGGGGGGGGUCAUACAUGCUUAUGACAAGUCUUAAAUUACAUUAUAAAUGCAUCAUGCAUAAUACCUGUAGGCUUUAAGUAAAGUGUUACUGUGUUUUUAAUUCCCAUUAUAACCGUGUGUGUGUCUUAUCUAUUAUGUAUUGUCUAGAUGUAUGUCUGGAGCCUGGUGUCUCAGGGUAUGACCCUCUGCUGUCAUCCUCACCAGCAUCUCCUACGAGCCUACGACAGCGCACCGCCUCCUUUGGCUCCGCCUCAUCCAUAUCGACAGCCUAUCAGGACUUCACUUCCUGUCUGCUUGGUCGAGCUAUGGCUGAGGUACAAUUCAAUUAAACUUUAUAGAAUAACACAAGACAGCAAAAAUACACAUUUCCAAUUCACCUUGGACUAUGAACUUGUUAAUUGUUGUAUGUUUGCUAAAAUGUGCCCCAGGUGCGCUUGGCUGCUGCUGGUGACAUGGGGAACCUGGUGAUGGGGAAAGCUGCAGCUGGUUGGAGGUCAGUUGCAUCAUGGGUUCUCCUUUAUUACAUUCAGGUUAACGAAUAGUAAACCAUGUUAAAACUAGCUACACUCCCAGCAGACAAAACUGGUUGUAAUGAUGUGAUUUCAACCAGCUUUUUCCAAUGGGUUUAUGUUACAGAUUGUGUAUUUACAACCUUCCUGUCCUCUCUCUCUCUCUCUCUCUCUCUCUAUCAGGUACCAGGGCAUGGAGCGAGGUGUCCAGGCCUUCUACAAGCCCUCCUCCAGCCAAUCUGUGCACUCCUUCCUGGGGGCGGUGGAGCUGGAGAGGCCCCUGGCCAGCCUGUGGAGCAUGGUCCGAGACCACUCCAAGACCCACCUGUACCACGAGGCUGUCCGGUCUGCCUGGACACGACCACUAGAUGACAGCACUCAGUUGGGUUUGUCUGCUUCCUGGAGUAUAGUAUAGAGUUGGAGUUAAUUCACUACUUAAAAAUGGUGAAAGCCUUCAAUGGUGCUGCCCAUGCUAAAACACGCUUUGUGUCAAAUGCACCAUCUGUCUAUCUCUAUGAGUCAAUUCCAUUUUACUUCAGUCAAUUACUUCCAGGAAGUAAACUGAAAUUCAGAUUUCAGUUGUAAUUUUUCCUCAUGCUUUUCCAUGUGUCUCUCCUCCUCAGUCUACCUGCUGACAGACCCGUCCAGCUGCCACCUCAAACAGCCCAGAGACUUCUGCUGCAUCAGCACCCAGUCACAACAGGUCAGUAGGGUCAGAGUUCAGGGGUCAGUCACUUGCUGGACCUGCAGCUGAAUUCCAAGUUCCACUUUACCAAGUUUCAAUGUUUCAACGUACCAAGUUCAAAGUUUCAACUUACCUGCUCCUUCUAACCAAGAGUUGUUUUAAAUGUUCAACUGGAAUGAGGGGGACAGAAGACAUCCUCAUUUCAGGGGCAAUGAUAGAAUGGAUUCUUACUGUCCUAUAGCUAGGGCCAGGAGUUUUCCUAGCCUUGUCCACAGCAACAGAGACUGACUACUAACUCAGUGCCCUUCUCUCUCUCUCCUAGGAUGAGCUGUGUGUGCUGGCCAUGCAGUCAGUCUUCGAGGAGUCUCUCCCUCGGCCCAGUGUAGAGGCUGUCCGAGGAGAGAUGUUGCCUAGCGCCUGGGUCCUUCAGCCAAUCACACGCCACGUCCGAGAGGUCGUCAGGGUCAUCUACCUGCUGCAGGUGAGACGGGAACCAGGUUAAUAUGACAACGUAAAGUGGUCUGAAAAAUCACUCAGUCGAUAAAUCAAUCAAUCAAUUCAUAAAAAUGAUUGAUCAAUCCAGUUUUACAUCAACAGUUGUCACAAAGUUCUUAAGAUCACUUUAGAUGCAGAUAUGCCUAAUGAUUCCUCAUCUCACUGUGGAAUCUCUCUUAUUUUCCUCCUCGUCCUCUUUUCCAUCCCUUACUUUUUGUCCUCCUUUGUUUCAGGUGGACCUGGGCACUCCCCUUCCUCAGAGACUGUUGGGAUCAGUGGCUAGGAGACAGGCGUCCGUCCUGGCUGAGCUCGACUCCCUUUUCGCUUUGUGGGACUGACAGCUAGGUCAGGGUCAUGUUCAUUAGGCACCAAAAGGAAGAAAAAAGAC